Zymoseptoria tritici IPO323 is the source of this 1032-nucleotide messenger RNA. RefSeq lists its product as uncharacterized. Gene Ontology annotation, molecular function: SNARE binding; SNAP receptor activity. The coding region runs from base 10 to 1032 and encodes 340 amino acids. The transcript is spliced from 2 exons. Gene Ontology annotation, biological process: exocytosis; vesicle fusion; intracellular protein transport. NCBI's taxonomy places the organism in Eukaryota, Fungi, Ascomycota, Dothideomycetes, Mycosphaerellales, Mycosphaerellaceae. The record is from RefSeq and is a predicted model, not a curated record. Gene Ontology annotation, cellular component: SNARE complex; endomembrane system; plasma membrane.
GCCGCCACCAUGUCGAACUACAACCAGUACUCGGGCUACGGCGGGAAUCCCUACGAACAGCAGCAGCAAGAGGGUGCCGGCGGCUACGGCGCAUCGAAUCCCUACGGCGGCGCGGCCUACAAUAAUGGCUCGUCGCAACAACAGCAAAACUACGAGACCGCCGCGCCCGCCCCGCAUGCGAUCCAAGGCAAUCCCGCCGUGCCCGGCCUCGCCGUCGAGUACGUUCCCGCGAGCCGCACAGUGAUGUCCAACUCGGACUUCCUCUCGCGCGUGGAAGCCGUCAAGGCCGACAUCCGCACCUUGACCACACAUGUGGGCCAAAUCGCCUCGGCGCACCAGCGCACGCUCUCAUCGCCCGACACGGCCUCAUCGGCGCAACUCGAGUCCAUGAUCAGCCAGACGCAGGUUCUCAACACGGGCAUCAAGGACCAGAUCAAGUUCCUCGAGCGCGACGCCGCGCAAAGCCAGAACAACAACGUCAAGAACACGCAGGUCGGACAGCUCAAGUCGAGCUUCAAUAAACAGUUGCAGGAGUAUCGGGUCGAGGAACUCAACUAUGAGAAGCGCUACCGGGAGCAAAUCGCACGGCAGUACCGGAUUGUCAACCCGGAGGCGACGGAGCAGGAAGUUCAAGAAGCGUCCGAGGCGGAUUGGGGUAAUGAGGGUGUUUUCCAGACGGCGCUCAAAUCCAACCGCUCCGCCACCGCAAGCACAGUCCUCGGCUCCGUCCGCGCUCGCCACAACGACAUUCAAAAGAUCGAAAAGACGCUCAUCGAACUGAACCAGCUGAUGGAGGAUCUCGCGACCGCCGUGGUGGUGCAGGAAGAAGCCGUCGCCGUCGCGGAGACGCACACGGCCAAGGUCAAGGACGACACGGAAGCGGGCAACAAGCAGCUCGACUCGGGAAUCGCGUCGGCGAGGCGGGCGAGGAAGAUGAAGUGGUGGUGUCUGUGGAUUUGCGUGGCGAUUGUGUGUAUUGUUGCGUUGGUGUUGGGACUGUAUUUUGGUGUGGGCCCGCCGAGUAAGAAUUGA